ACUCACGGAAUUUAAAUUAAUUAUUGCAAAAAAAAAAAGAGAAAAACAAAAACGAGCUGUUUUCAUUUCUCUUUCAUCUGCACUGCCACAGCAAAGCAACUUAUUUUCUCUCUGUUUUCUUGAAGCAGAUCCUCUCUGUUCUUCUUUCUUUAUCUUCAGAAUCCAGUUUCUCUGUUGCUGUUUCCUCUUUCGAAUCUCGCAGAAACAUUUUGCGACAGUUUUUUCGGACUUUUUUACUUCAUAUAAAUGCGUCAACCGUUUACAGGUUGCAGCUGUGUAAAUGGACUGGAGGCUUGAAUAGAAAAAAUCAAAGCACAGAAAUGAAAGGAGAGUCAUCCGGGUUGAUAAUUGGGAUAUCCAUAGGAGUGGUGAUCGGAGUGGUUUUGGCUAUUUCUGCGCUGUUUUGCAUUAGGUACCAUAGGAAACGAUCCCAAAUAGGGAAUAGUAGUUCCCGAAGGGCGGCUGCUAUUCCUAUUCGUGCAAAUGGUGCUGAUUCUUGUAGUAUAUUGUCAGACUCAACCGUUGGUCCAGAGUCUCCUGUGAAAUCUGGACGAAAUGGCAAGUCCAUGUGGCUUGAAGGGUUCAAGAGGAGCAAUGUGGUGUCAGCGUCUGGAAUACCUGAGUAUUCUUAUAAGGAUUUGCAAAAGGCAACAUACAAUUUUACAACAUUAAUAGGGCAAGGGGCAUUUGGUCCUGUAUACAAAGCUCAGAUGUCAACUGGUGAGACUGUUGCCGUUAAAGUGCUUGCAACUGAUUCUAAACAAGGAGAGAAGGAAUUCCAGACAGAGGUCAUGCUAUUAGGAAGGCUGCAUCACAGAAAUCUCGUGAAUUUAGUUGGAUAUUGUGCAGAAAAGGGCCAGCACAUGCUUAUAUAUGUCUACAUGAGUAAAGGAUGCUUGGCUUCUCAUUUGUACAGUAAAAAUCAUGAACCAUUAAGCUGGGAUUUGAGGGUUUAUAUUGCUUUAGAUGUAGCGAGGGGCUUGGAGUAUCUGCAUGAUGGGGCAGUUCCUCCGAUUAUACAUAGGGACAUUAAAUCUUCCAAUAUUCUGUUGGAUCAUUCCAUGAGAGCCAGGGUAGCUGAUUUUGGUCUUUCAAGAGAAGAGAUGGUAGACAAACAUGCAGCCAAUAUACGAGGAACAUUUGGAUAUCUUGACCCUGAGUAUGUAUCUACAAGGAAUUUCACCAAGAAAAGUGAUGUUUAUAGCUUUGGAGUGUUGCUCUUUGAACUUAUAGCUGGCAGAAACCCUUUACAGGGUCUCAUGGAAUAUGUUGAGCUUGCUGCAAUGGAUACCGAGGGGAAAACUGGAUGGGAGGAAAUCGGAGAUUCUCGCUUGGAUGGGAACUUCGAUGUGCAAGAGCUCAAUGAAGUAGCAGCUCUUGCAUACAGAUGUGUCAACCGGAACCCAAGAAAACGGCCUUCCAUGAGAGACAUUGUACAAGUGCUGUCAAAAAUCCUCAAAAUGAGGCACAGUAGGAGGCAUCAUCACCAGAAGUCUCAUUCUGCCACCGGAGAUGACGUUUCAGUUGAUCUAGAACAAGGAACAAAGAUGUCAAUCCCCGAACACCGACGGGAGGAAUCCAUCGAAAGUGCAGCGGACACAUACGAAGUAUAGACUUCUGGGUUUCCAUAUUUUGGUUUGUUAAUUCCUUGAUUUUGGUUUUGCUUUGUGAUAUAAUUGCAGCUUACAGGAGCUAGGACACCCAAAUAGUUCUGAUUUCUGGUAGUGUUUAGGAGGGAAAGAUUUGGUGUUUGUAAUUUUGUGUAAUAUAUGUAGGCAUCUCAUCCUUUUCAUGAUUUUUAAUUAAUUUCUGGGAAAUGGCAUCGUCGUAAUUUUGUAAA
Molecule: messenger RNA, 1840 nt
Organism: Mangifera indica (mango)
Lineage: Eukaryota; Viridiplantae; Streptophyta; Magnoliopsida; Sapindales; Anacardiaceae
Product: calcium/calmodulin-regulated receptor-like kinase 1
Exons: 8
Coding region: 321-1613 (430 amino acids)
Biological process (GO): protein phosphorylation
Molecular function (GO): protein kinase activity; ATP binding
Source: RefSeq, a predicted model, not a curated record